Messenger RNA from Manduca sexta (tobacco hornworm), 1707 nucleotides. RefSeq lists its product as uncharacterized. Bases 249 to 1574 code for a protein of 441 amino acids. NCBI's taxonomy places the organism in Eukaryota, Metazoa, Arthropoda, Insecta, Lepidoptera, Sphingidae. The transcript has 3 exons. The record is from RefSeq and is a predicted model, not a curated record.
AUGACAGCUAAAUAAAGAAAAACAUAUCAACGACGCAAUGGUCCGCGCGAGCUGGCCGUUGCAAACCAAAGAGGAUAUAAUCCUACGUGUAAACUAAGCCACGUCUCCCGGUCUUCUAAUUAUUAUGCUAAUUAUAUUAUAAUUCUCUUUGGUUUAGAUUUUGUGUCAUUUAGGCACUGUCAACAUAUAUUUUGUAAGUUAUACAUAAACAUUUAUGAAUUAUUUAAUUUUGAAAAUUUUACCGCAAAAUGUUUUGUUCGCACAAAAAUUCUUACCUGCAACUGGUGUGUUCCGUGAAUCCAAGGGUCAUCAAUAAAGCCGUGGACCGCGCCAUGAGAAAGAAACACUUCGAUCCUCAUACAGAACUCCCACCAGCUCAGCGCUUGGAGUCGAUGCAACCGUCCCUGUACGCGCCGCAGGUGGACAUCACGAGGGCGCGAGUUGGCUUCGGACGCAUCGGCCUCAGGGUGCUCAACCGGGAACUACACUCGCCAGACAAUCUCGUGCAAUUGCAAGCGCUGCAUAGCAUACUGGAUCAGGUCCAAAUAUCAGAAAACGCAAUGUUCCUCAUCAAUUUACAAAUUGUCUACCGCCUCAUCGAUCUGAUGCUGGACAGAGACCCUGUCAUCAAAGAGAAAGUCUGCAUCAUACUCACUCACCUGUGCAACUACUACCAGGGCAGGAAGAGAAUCAUGUCUCGGCCCAUCGUCAUCGAUAACCUCAUGAGAUUGUUCUUAAGGGAUCGUAAGGAGAUACGCUACGCCGCCGCUUACACACUCAGGACAUUAGCAAGGGACAGAUGCGCCUGCGAAAUGAUCAUGGAGAAUGAGGAAAUUAUCGAAAACCUCUUGAAGAUGAUCAAAAACGACCACACGGGUAUCGUGCUACUGCAUUUGAAAACACUAGCAAAUCUGACCGAAUGGAAUCCUACGAGACCGUUAAAAGCAAACGCGUUUCAAGUAAUGCUGACGCUGUUUAGAGACCCGGACCCCAGGAUCGUAGCGAGCGCUAUGGACUGCAUGACGCAACUCUGUAAACAUACUGUUGGAAAGAAGCUAGCCGAUAACUACGACUUGACUUUCGUACUAAGACCGUUCUUAACUUCCCCGCAUAUAGAGGUAGUUAUCAGCGCAGUCGGUCUUUUGGCUUACACGACAUUGACGACGCGUUCAAAAUGGCGCGCAAAAGAAUGUUGCGUGGAGGUGACAAGACGUCUAGUCGACUUAUGUCACACGCCAAACAAACCCCUCUUACAACUGAGAUGUAUGCAAGUGUUAAUAAACCUUUGCGACUGUCCGGACAUAAGGUACCACAUGAAAAUGCACUGGGAGACAAGAGUGAAGAACGUCAGGAUAAGGACCCACGAGGAAUGGGACGGCACCUCUGAGACCACCACGUACGGCCUCGAAACCGGCCACAACUACAGGACCAUGUGUAUAGAACGCGUCGAAACGAUAAAAAAUGACAUGGGAGAUAACCCUGAGGUGGUCAACGUGUACAGUUAUCUGAGAAGACUCCACAAUAUCAAAGAGCGUUUGAUAAAAGCCAUUAACUGGAAGUGUUACAGAGACUAACCGACAAAGCAUCAUAGUAAACAUUUUAAUAUUGAGCAUAAAAAUUAGCAAUAAUAAAACAACGUAUGUAAUUCAAGCAUUUAUUAAAUAUUUUUUAAUAUCAAUAAAUCAAUUACAUGACAUUUGAGCUACA